AUGGGUGGAACACACAGUCAUGAAGAUAUUAAUGAAGAUCAGCCUGAGGUUGUAAGGAUAGACCUUUCUGACAUUCCUGAUGAAUAUAAAAAUGUUGGUGUGUCAGAUGACGUCGUUAAUCGCGUAAAGGAAUGGAAUGAUGGUGAUUUGCUUGCUAUGGACAAGUUGACGUUAGUUUGUAGUUUAGAUUCUGGCAAAAAAUUAUUCGGGGCUGAAAUGUGUCUAUCAUUAGAAGAAUUAGAGGAAAGAAAGAGAGCUUUCAAUGAGGCGAUUGAGCGAGUUGAAAAACAGUUCUUCUCAUAUCAGCGAGAAAACGCAUGUAGUAAUAGCGAACAGGUAUGUUCCGGAGAAAAUUGCAAUAGAAAUCGAUUAUUGAAUUGUACUCCGAUCAUUAAUAAUUACGGACAUUGUGUGAAAAAAUUCCGGGAAGAUGUUCUAGUUGAAUUGACGAAGGCAUAA
Dracunculus medinensis (Guinea worm) is the source of this 459-nucleotide messenger RNA. Lineage: Eukaryota; Metazoa; Nematoda; Chromadorea; Rhabditida; Dracunculidae. The record is from the annotation of a GenBank genome assembly.